This is a messenger RNA of Paramecium sonneborni, 1594 nucleotides long. Lineage: Eukaryota; Ciliophora; Oligohymenophorea; Peniculida; Parameciidae. The record is from the annotation of a GenBank genome assembly.
AUGAGGAUUUUAAUCUUCAACAUAAUAUUUUACAUAAUCUAUGGAUACAGAUACAUAUAAUAUGAAACAGGAAAUAAAAUACUAGCACCAGGUUCAACUGGUCAUAUUUUGGAAACAACAUAAACACUUCCACGAUAUCUUGAGGUUGAUAUAUAAUUUUAGACACCAUUUGUUAUUGAACCCUAAGUGUUUCUAUCAAUAUCAUUAAUAGAUUCGAAUCGUACUGAUCCUUCAGGAUUCAUAGAAAAAGUUAGAUUGGUUACAACGACAGGUAUUAUAUAUAGUAAAUCAAUAUAAAGGAUUUAAAGUACGUAUAAAUGCAGUUUCUAAAUAUGGUCUUCAUGGAUUAGCUAUUGAUUGGUAUGCAUUUGAUGAUUCAAGAAUUUAAGUAAUUACAUUUGAAUCAUCAAAUCUUUAAGAAUUGAGCACUGGUUCAGGAGAAAGAAAAAUAUAUUUUACUCUCAAUCACAAUUUAGAAGAUGCAACAAGAGGUGUAAUAUCUUAAAUGGGAAUUAUUCACAAAUUUGAUGAUCAAAAAGUAGAAUUAAAUGUAUUUAGUUAUUUAAUUAUUAUUAUAGAUUGAAUAAAUAACUUAAAAUUCUGUUACUGUUUCUGUAAGAACAGACCAUCAAACGUAAAUAGAUUAUAUAAAAUUUAAUGUUCUUUUAGGAACAGAUUAAUCAUUAUGGACAUCUUCUAUACGAGAUUAUUUAGUAGCUUCAAAUCAUCAUUUUAUUUACAAUAAUAGACUUAAUAACUAUUUCUAAGCUGCUAAAGAAGAAUUAUAAAUACCAUUUCCAUCAGAAUGGUAUACUGAUAUAAGUGUUCCAAUGUUUAUUAUGAGAGGUUAUCAUAAUUUUAAGGGAGAAAAUAUCAGAGUGUUUUAUUAAGAUUAGAGAUUUCAAUAAAAUCAUAUUUUUGCCACUAUUGGAACAUGUAUUCUUUAUUUAAGCUACAAUAGGGUGGAAUUCUACAUUAUAUGAAUUUUUUUAUUAAGGUGCCAUAUAUUAUCCUGAUCCUAAUUAUAGAAAUUUUGAUCUAAAUUGUGCAGAGUUUUUCUCUGAAUGCAAUUUUAAUGGUGACUCAUUUAUUAUUUGUGAUAAAAUACAAGAUUUAUCUGGAUUAUUUAAACCAAUUAAAUCUAUAUCAAUACCUAUUUAUAGAAAAUUGAAUCUUUUCAAUGAAGUAAAUUAUAAAGGUAAUAAAAUAUCAUUUGUUCAAAAUUAACAAUGUAUUUCACUUAAUGAUAAAUUAUCAGCCAAAUUUUAACCAAUUAUUUCAUUUAUAAAAAUCUUCUUUUUUGAUACAGAUAUUAAUCCAACCUGCUUUACUGUUACUUUCUAUAAUCAAUGUAAUUAUUCAGGAAUUUCAUAUACAGUAAGAAGAGGAGAACAUUUAAAAUUAUCAAAUUAGAUUCCAUUUUAAAUCAAAUCAAUUAAAUUAUGUCCAUUUAUGGUUGUCAGAUUUAAAGAUCCAAAAUUUUCAAGUGGAAUUACUUAAGAAUAUACUUCAUCAUAAACUUGUUUAGAUAAUUAUUAAGUAUUUUUUUGUAAUCAUUUAAUAUUAGUUUCCAAAAUAUAGAUCCUCAAAUUGA